UCAGGUGGAGUCGAGAGGCCGGAGGAGGGGCAGGAGGAAGGGGUGCGGUCGCGAUCCAGGCCCGGAGCCAGCGAGGAGCAUCAGCGCCCGGGGCGAACACCUUCGCUCGCAGUUCAACCGCACACCAGUUUCCAGCCGCCGCGCUUCGGGAAAAAUGUGUCUGGCUUCCCAAUCAAAGAACUGUCCCUUUCACCUCUGCACCCCACCAAGGACUGGACCACCUCCUCAAAGAGCAGACGUGUCUUUAUAACAGACUGUAGGCUUGGAGCCUUGUAAAAUGUACAUGGAGGUUUCACAAUCAAGCACACGGAAUCCAAUUGAAGGCAGCUAAACUUUGUGUUGAUUUGAUUAGUGUGAUCUCAGCUCAAGGCAAAGGUGGGAUAUCAUGGCAUCUAUCUGGGUUGGACACCGAGGAACAAUAAGAGAUUAUCCAGACUUUAGCCCAUCAGUGGAUGCUGAAGCUAUUCGGAAAGCAAUCAGAGGAAUUGGAACCGAUGAGAAAAUGCUCAUCAGCAUUCUGACUGAGAGGUCAAAUGCACAGCGGCAACUGAUUGUUAAGGAGUAUCAGGCAGCAUAUGGAAAGGAGCUGAAAGAUGACUUGAAGGGUGAUCUCUCUGGCCAUUUUGAGCAUCUCAUGGUGGCCCUAGUGACUCCACCAGCAGUCUUUGAUGCAAAGCAGCUAAAGAAAUCCAUGAAGGGUGCUGGAACAAAUGAAGAUGCCUUGACUGAAAUCUUAACUACCAGGACAAGCAGGCAAAUGAAGGAGAUCUCUCAAGCCUAUUAUACAGUAUACAAGAAGAGCCUUGGAGAUGAUAUUAGUUCGGAAACAUCUGGUGACUUCCGGAAAGCUCUGUUGACUUUGGCAGAUGGCAGAAGAGAUGAAAGUCUGAAAGUGGAUGAGCAUCUGGCCAAAAAAGAUGCCCAGAUUCUCUAUAAAGCUGGUGAGAACAGAUGGGGCACGGAUGAAGACAAAUUCACUGAGAUCCUGUGUUUAAGGAGCUUUCCUCAACUAAAACUAACAUUUGAUGAAUACAGAAAUAUCAGCCAAAAGGACAUUGUGGACAGCAUAAAAGGAGAAUUAUCUGGGCAUUUUGAAGACUUACUGUUGGCCAUAGUUCAUUGUGUGAGGAACACGCCGGCCUUUUUAGCAGAAAGACUGCAUCGAGCUUUGAAGGGUGCUGGAACUGAUGAGUUUACUCUGAACCGAAUAAUGGUGUCCAGAUCAGAAAUUGACCUUUUGGACAUUCGAAUAGAGUUCAAGAAGCAUUAUGGCUAUUCCCUGUAUUCAGCAAUUAAAUCAGAUACUUCUGGAGACUAUGAAAUCACUCUCUUAAAAAUCUGUGGUGGAGAUGACUGAACCAAGAAGAUAAUCUCCAAAGGUCCACGAUGGGCUUUCCCAACAGCUCCACCUUACUUCUUUCUCAUACUAUUUAAGAGAACAAGCAAAUGUAAACAGUAACCUGUGUUCCUAACAGAAAUUCUCAUUGUUCUAUAACAACAACAAAAACGAUUAUUACUUUAGAGCAUCUCAUUUAUAAUGUCGCAGGUCAUAAAUGAAAUUUAAAAUGGUAUUAAGGAUCUGCAAAUACUAUCCAACUUAUAUUUCUGCUUACAAAGUAAGAAUCUUUUUAUAGUUCUAAUCCAUUAAAUAUAAAGCAAGAUAAUAAAAAUUGUUGCUUUUGUUAAAAGUAA
Messenger RNA from Piliocolobus tephrosceles (Ugandan red Colobus), 1692 nucleotides. It is a transcript of the gene ANXA3, whose product is annotated as annexin A3. The transcript is spliced from 14 exons. Lineage: Eukaryota; Metazoa; Chordata; Mammalia; Primates; Cercopithecidae. Gene Ontology annotation, molecular function: phospholipase inhibitor activity; calcium-dependent phospholipid binding; calcium ion binding. Bases 386 to 1357 code for a protein of 323 amino acids. The record is from RefSeq and is a predicted model, not a curated record. Gene Ontology annotation, cellular component: vesicle membrane; nucleus; cytoplasm.